Molecule: messenger RNA, 741 nt
Organism: Moneuplotes crassus
Lineage: Eukaryota; Ciliophora; Spirotrichea; Euplotida; Euplotidae
Source: the annotation of a GenBank genome assembly
UUUAAACAGACGAAAUUCCUCAAAAUGAGCCAAUUUGAAGAAGAACAGAAGGUAGUCGAGCAAGCUGAAGGAUACGAGUUUUACUACAAAUUAGUUGCUAAAUUACAGGGGAAAUACUACUCGAUUUACGACCCGACUGUAGAAUAUGAACUUAACACAGAACUUUAUGAGAAAGCCCAACCUGGGCAUGGCGGAGGGUACUAUGUUUACGCCACACCUAAAGAAGCUAUCUUUGCAGAUAUCCCCUUUAAGGAAGGCGGGCUCUAUAUGGCCCCAAGAACUGUACUUAAAGUCAAAGCAUGGGGUGAUUUUGUAAUCUACGAUAACGGAAAGAUGAGCUUCUCUUAUAUAGUUCCUGUAGCUGAUCUGGGAAUCCCUAGAGGCUACAAGUCAACUAGAGCUGCCUGGAGAGCCUCUAUUCAAGCUGAAGAUGAAGCUUCAGGAAGAGUCCAGAGAAGACCUCGACCAGCAACAAGAUUGAACCCUGAAGAUAACCCAGAUUUCUAUUUCCAAAGAAGAGAAAGGAAUGCAAGAAGACCAAGAAGACAGAGAAGGCCAGUCGUUUCAGAGCCGUCUGUAGUCACAGAUGAAGAGCAGGCAUCUGCUUACAGAAAUAUGGACCUUGGACUUGAGCCUGACGAUAUCUUAGGCGGAGAUGUAGGCAUUGACCAUGACGAUAUCAUGAACGAUGUCCAGAGCCGUUUCCAAGAAAUGCUCCGAAGACUUGAAAUGGAGCCUUAG